Hibiscus syriacus is the source of this 701-nucleotide messenger RNA. RefSeq names its product coiled-coil domain-containing protein 9-like. Lineage: Eukaryota; Viridiplantae; Streptophyta; Magnoliopsida; Malvales; Malvaceae. The record is from RefSeq and is a predicted model, not a curated record. The transcript is spliced from 2 exons. Bases 122 to 520 code for a protein of 132 amino acids.
GCUGAGCCACCAGAAAUUAGGAUUGUGGCCAUUGGUGAUUUGUGCUGCCUGGAGGCCGUCCGAGACGAGCACGAGCACCGUUUGGAGAAAAAGAAACACUAACUACCAAAAAAACCACCAAAUGUCAUCAUCCAUUUGCCUAUCCUUAUCGCCGACUUCCAAAACCCUAACGCUGCGCUCCACUUCCAUUAACCGCGGUUGCAGGCGCUCCUUAGCAGUCUCCGUUUCUGACGGCCAUAAACCGACGUGGAGAAAGAGGCAGCAGGUGGUUUCUAUGGCUCCGGAGGAAGAGAAAUUGACUCGCCGCAAUCCCCUCGAUUUCCCCAUCGAGUGGGAGAGGCCUAAACCAGGGCGCAGACCCGACAUUUUCCCCCAAUUCAGCCCCAUGAAAACACCAUUACCACCACCAAUGCCAUAUGAUCCCCCUGAAGAAGAUGAAGAAGAAGAUGAAGAAAAAAAAGAAGAAGAAGAGGAAGAUCCCGAAAAGGAAGAACCCGAAAACCCUGAAAAACAGUCCUGAAAAACAAUAGUAGGUUUUUGAAGGGUGAAAACACCAACCUUGUUCAAUUUUGUUCCAUUGAGUUUUGAGAAGGUGGUGGUACCAUUUGCUUAUGCUCUUAGGUAGAUUGAAUGAGAUGUAACAGUAAUCUAUUUUGGACCCUGGUGGCCUGGUGUGAGUGAAAUCUCAUAAUUUGAGUGGA